AUGUCUCAAUUUCUGGAGAAUUACCACAAAAGCGUCGCGGAUCUGCCAGACAAACUGAAAGAGCACUUUGUUGAGAUCGGUCGUCUGGAUGCCGAAUGUGCAGCCAAGGCAGCACAAGUGGAUGAUAAGAUGAAGGAGUUUGUGCGCAAUCGAAAAGCGCUCUCAAAAACGGAUUCUGAACUUGACUUCAGGAUUAGCAAAAUGAUGGUGUUGUUUCAGGCUUUAUUCAGUGAAAUGCAUCGCCUAUCAGAUCAAAAAAUUCGCCUCUCCUCGGAUGCGUACGAACUGGUCGACAAACAAAUUCGUAAACUUGACGAUGAUGCGGCCAAACUACGUUCCUCAAUGCGCCAGAAAUUCAUCGACACGGCUGGCCGUUUAGGCAUCGACGGAGGUUACUUGCAUCCAUUGGUUUCUAGUAUUGACGAAAGUGAAGCAGACAGUAAAAAAAGGAAAUCCACCAGCCGUAAACAGAAGAAGAAGGACGACGGAAGCGCUAAAAACGUAGCUGAGGCAUCGGGUGCUGCCACUACUCUGCAACCGUUCUUGGACACGACGCCUAUCAUUGAAAUGCCAGUCGACCCCAAUGAACCCACAUAUUGCAUUUGUCAUCAGGUAUCCUUCGGCGAGAUGGUAAUGUGUGAUAAUAAGCAAUGUCCAAUUGAAUGGUUCCACUUCCAAUGUGUUGGUUUGACUGAGCCACCGAAAGGGAAAUGGUUCUGCGAGCGAUGCUUGGAGCAGCGUAAAAAGAAAACACCUGCUGCAUCCGCUUCAAGAAAACAUUGA
This is a messenger RNA of Anisakis simplex (herring worm), 783 nucleotides long. The record is from the annotation of a GenBank genome assembly. Lineage: Eukaryota; Metazoa; Nematoda; Chromadorea; Rhabditida; Anisakidae.